Messenger RNA from Xyrauchen texanus (razorback sucker), 7615 nucleotides. RefSeq names its product von Willebrand factor A domain-containing protein 5A-like. The coding region runs from base 156 to 4535 and encodes 1459 amino acids. The transcript has 40 exons. NCBI's taxonomy places the organism in Eukaryota, Metazoa, Chordata, Actinopteri, Cypriniformes, Catostomidae. The record is from RefSeq and is a predicted model, not a curated record.
CUCACACAAAUUUAGCUGCGGUUUCCAGCUAGCGUAUUUACUCCUUUAGUCCAGUUGUUGUUGUCUCUUAAUCACUGAAGUAGGCUACAUUUAACGACAAGAAGAGCGUUCGUGUUAGAUUUACUUUCACUUUCAUUUCAUUUAAUAGCGUCAGAAUGAUGAACAGCGGUGGCCUUGUGUCUGAAGGAAAAAUACCAGUGCCUCUGAAGAGCAUCUCAGUGGAUGUGCAAGUUCAGGGGCAUGUUGUCACAGUCACGUCCACUCUGCAGUAUGUGAAUGAGGAAGAGCGCCACCUGGAGGCCUUGUUCGUCUUCCCUCUGCCAGCUGAUGCUGCUGUCUGCCACUUCAGUGCCAAGAUCGGAGAGCAGGAGAUUGUGGCAGAGGUGCAAGAGAGGCAGAGUGCGAGAGAUCAGUAUGAUGAUGCUGUGAGCUCGGGUCAGCAGGCGUUUCUGUUGGAAGAGAGCGCAGAGAGUUCUGAUGUGUUCAGACUGUGUGUUGGGUGUCUGUCACCGGGUCAGAACGCUGCCAUCACCAUCAUCUACGUCACCGAGCUCGCUGUUCAGGCCGAUCAUGCCUUGCGCUUCUGUCUGCCUGCUGUACUCAACCCCCGAUACACACCAGCAGGUUCAGGUGGUGGAAUAGUUUCCGAGAUUUCAUCAGUAUGUGGAUCUGUUCCCUACUCUCUGACUCUCAGUGUUCAUGUGAGCUCUCCAAACCCCAUCUCCAAACUCGAGUCCAACUGCACUCUGGAUCCUCUAGUGUUCCUCAACUCUGAACACACUCACGCAACGGUGAAUCUGAGUCCCGGUCACAUGUUUGAUAAGGACGUUGAGCUGUUUCUGUACUAUCAGAAUACCCAUCAGCCCACUGCCAUAGUGGAGGCAGGAGUGGCCACUGACCAGCCAGGUUCUUUGAUGGGGGAUCCAGUAGUCAUGAUCAGUUUGUACCCAGAGUUCCCCGAGGAAGUGAUGUCAUCAUUGGGAUCUCAAGGCGAGUUUGUUUUCGUGGUUGACAGAUCAGGUAGUAUGGAUGACAUGAUGCAUCAUGGGAAAGGAGCACAGAGUCGCAUAGAAGGUGCAAAGGACACUCUACUCUUAUUGUUGAAGAGUCUACCAAUGGGAUGCUACUUCAAUAUCUAUGGAUUUGGCUCUCAUUUCGAGUCGUUAUUCCCUAAGAGUGUUCUGUACAAUCAGGACACAAUGGAUGAGGCUCUGAAGAGAGUGAAGAAAAUGCAAGCAGACAUGGUCGGCACUGAGAUUUUACAACCGCUAAAACACAUCUACAAUCAGCCCUGUUACCCCGAUCACCCCAGACAGCUGUUUAUCUUCACUGAUGGAGAGGUUUUUAACACUAAAGAGGUGCUGGACCUGGUGAAAAGUCAUACUCACUCUCACAGGUGUUUCUCAUUCGGGAUUGGUGAGGGUGCAAGUACCACCCUCAUUACAGGAAUGGCCAGAGAGGGAUCUGGUCACGCCCAGUUCAUCACAGGCUCUGACCGCAUGCAGCCCAAAGUGAUGCAGUCCCUCAAGCUUGCAUUGCAGCCUGCAGUAGUCAAUAUCUCUGUGAAGUGGACUGUGCAGGACGGCAUUACUGUUGAGACACUAUCCCAACCAAUCAAUGUAAUCUUCCAUGGUCAAAGGACACUAAUAUAUGCCCAUCUUAAAGGAGAGAGUUCAGGAAGUUCUGAAGGAACAGUGACUGUGACAUACAGCCUGAAAGAUCAACCAGUGACAAACCAGCUCCACUUCUGCCUGAAACCAACUGAAGACACUGGGUUGGCAGUCCACCGUCUGGCGGCUCGGGCCCUCAUUCAAUCGCUGGAGCAGCAGGAGAGGGCAGGUGGUGCAGGAAUGGAGGAUAUCAAGAGCAGGAUGGUGGAGCUCAGUGUUCAGGCAGGAGUGAGCUGUGUUCAUACAGCCUUCAUUGCCAUUAACAAAGACAGCAGACAGACUGUGAAAGGACCCCUGCUGCAGAGGAGAGUGCCAACAGCAGAUGUGUCUGGUGUUUAUUGCUACCAGGGACCAUAUCAAGCCAGUUUGGAUAAUGAUCUACUUCUAAAAUCAUCGUUAAGCGGGAUGUUUUCUUCCCGACGCAGUGGAAGUUUUGCCAGGUGUAAAUCCUAUGUAAACGCAAAGUUUGUAGGAGCCUGUGCAGGAAUCAUUGGUUUUAAGAAGUCAUUGAAAUCCAACAAGGGUUUUCCUGUUCAAGAACAGAAGAGUGGAAUUCCGCAAAAGGUCACGGCUUUAUUUAGCAGUCGUUAUGAAACUUCAGCUGUGCUGUCUGGUCAGGAAAUCUCUCAAGGCAAACAAGAGGUCGAUGUUGAGCUCCAGAAGGACUCUUUGCUCCAGCUGGUUUCUCUCCAGAAGGCGUCAGGCUGCUGGGAUCUGACCCCCACACUGGCUCAUGUGUUUGGUAAGACAGAGGAUGAGCUGACCAAUCAGAAACCAGCAGAGGUGAAUCAGUCCGUUUGGGCCACUCUUCUGGCUCUCAUCUGGUUAUACGGCUGUAAAAUAAAGGAUCAGGUUGAGUGGCAGUUUGUGGCCAUGAAGGCGGCAUCAUGGAUCCGCUCUCAGAAAGUUUGUGAAAUUGAGGUGCCCGAGCGGUUGAUCAUGUCUUAUGAUGCGCUCAGGACGUUCGGCACGGCGCAGAGGUGCAGACAGGUGCCAGUCCGCCAGGCCACCGAGCAGGAGAUUUUACUUGCACACAGUGAGGAAUAUCUGGAGGCCGUGAAACAAACUCCAAAAAUGACUGAGGAACAGCUGAUGGAGUUUUCAAAGAAGUACAACGACGUCUAUUUCCACCAAAACAUCUAUCACUGUGCUCAGUUAGCCGUGGGGGCCACGCUGCAGCUGGUGGACAGCGUCAUGAAGAGAGAAGUUAGAAACGGCAUGGCGCUGGUUAGGCCUCCCGGACACCACAGUCAGCGUUCUGCUGCAAACGGUUUCUGCGUGUUCAAUAACGUGGCCAUUGCAGCACUUUAUGCUCAGAAAAACUACAGCGUAAACAGGAUUUUGAUAGUGGACUGGGAUGUCCACCAUGGACAGGGUGUCCAGUACUGCUUUGAGGAAGACCCAAGUGUGCUUUAUUUUUCUUGGCAUCGAUAUGAGCAUCAGACCUUUUGGCCCAAUCUCCCAGAGUCAGACUACACCAGCAUCGGGAAAGGCAAAGGAUCCGGAUUCAACAUUAACCUCCCCUGGAACAAGGUGGGGAUGACGAACAGUGACUACCUCUCUGCCUUCUUCCACGUUCUUUUACCCGUCGCAUACGAGUUUGAUCCAGAACUGGUUCUGGUGUGUGCCGGUUUUGAUUCCGCCAUUGGUGACCCAGAGGGUGAAAUGUGUGCCACCCCUGAGAUCUUUGCCCACCUCACCCAACUCCUGAUGCCCCUGGCUGCUGGCAAAAUGUGUGUCGUCCUUGAGGGAGGGUACAACCUCAAAUCUUUGACCCAAUCGGUUUGCCAGACCGUCCAGACCCUUCUUGGAGAUCCGGCCCCUCGUCUGUCAGAACACAGUGCCCCUUGUGUUAGUGCUCUGGAUUCUAUUGCGAAUGUCCGUACAGCUCAUUCACCGUACUGGAGCUGUUUUAAACACUUAGACACUAAUUCAGACAGGAGCAUUAAACGUCGCAAACUGGAAGAGAAGAAUGGUGGAGCGAAAGAUGCAAAACCUUUACUGGAGACUGAAACCAAGAAGAAGAUGGAGGAUAUUGUGUGGCCUGAACCCUUACCUAGAUCAUCACCUGCUCUGCGCACAGUUGUAGCUCCCCCUCCUGGUGUGGAGGUCGCACUGCCAGUGGGCUGCCAGGUUUUGGGGGAAAUUUCCAAAAGUGCUUCUGAUGUAGCACAAAAGAUCAGAGAUAAGCUUUUCCAAGACGCAUCGGACCAAAAGAUGCUCCAGCCCCUUGGAAAUAUCAUUUCAGUUCUUGACCAAAUGAAGAGUAAAGAGGUGUGUAAUGGAUGCGUUCUGGUGCCCGACUUGAAUGUGUCCGUACAAUGUUCUGUUGAACAUGCACUCACCAGCCUUGCUAAACGGGUGCUGAUUGUUUUUAUUGGAGAUGGAAAAUUGCCAGUCGACACCACUGAUGGGACGGCAUUACUUGUGCAAAUCUGCAGUGAAGAAGCGGAAGAAGAGAAGUCCGUCAACCACGUGUCAUUGUGUCUAAGAAUAGGGGAAAGUUUCACAGCAGGUUUCAUGCAGAUAGUGUUGGGUCUGCUUCUGCCCCUGGCUUAUGAGUUUAACCCCUACCUGGUGCUGGGGGUUGUUGAGGAGGGUAAAUGGAAAACUCUUUUGCCACCAGUCUGGGGUCACCUGAUCAGUCUGCUUCAAGGCCUGGCACAGGGGCGAACGCUUGCCUUACUGCAGGGGUAUGACAAAGACCUGGUGGAGGUUACAGCUGCUGCCCUCUCUGGGGCCCCUGCCCCUGCUCUUGGGGCCCUGGGGCCCCCCAAACCUGAAGAUUUUCAGGCAAUGGAAAAGCAAAGACAGAGGCUGCAGAAACGGUGGGGUCUACUCCGAUGCACAGUUUCAGAAAGCUGAUGGAAACUCCUGUGAUGUCCUCUCUUCACUCCUUUUGUCCAGCUAUGAGAAAAUCAUUAAUUCUUUUGUCAUUUUAUACUUUUCUAUGACAUUAAAACAAACUUGCAUUUGGCAGUGGAUGGUUAUUUUCUGACUUUGCUGUGUCUCUGUGUGUUUUUUUUUUUUUUUUUCAUUUGAGAGUAAGGGUGUUUCUUAAGAUGACUAAUAUGAUAUCCAUUUCAACACUUUUCCAUAUAUGACUAAUAUCACAUAAUAGGUCUGAAGAAAAAACCUUGUCAUACUUCCUUUUUUUGGGGGGGCUAUUAGAGUAUAUAAAGAUAUUUUUGGUCUGGUUUCUUUUAAAUUCCCCUCAACCACAAUCGACAAAGUAAUGGUGAGUAUAAAUAUUGCUAAAUAUUUAAAUAAGUUGUAUUUUAAUACAUUCUGAUAAUGCAAAGCAUUGGUACUGUUCUGUUUUUUUUUUAAAUGCACACAUCUUAAUGUAGAAGCUUGUUGAGUUGUGUUAAUAAUUCAUGAUCAAUCUGAAUGUCGUGAUGUUUGUUCCUGGAUCAGGGAUUGCGGUAUUUUAAUUCAUCCUACUGAAAAUGUGGUGGGUGGGUUCGGUUGUGUGCGGUCAAGGAGUACUUGAACAUUUGUAGCUGAAAAUCUUUACUGUGGUACACAAAUAUGUUUUCCACCAGAGGACCCUUUACUGCUCAGAACUCCUAAUCCUCCAUUGAUCCACAUUCAAAUUUCAUGACGUUUUUUGUCUUAUUGGAGUCAUUUAUAUAUUUUAAUGUGUGGUGGUUUAAGUCUACUAUUUCCAUAAAUGUCGGGAUCUGAAAUACUAAUUAAAUUCUGCCACAUCAAUUUCUAGAAAAUUGUUCUCUAAAAAUGUCUUAUCCAGUAAUCACAAAUUACGGUGAUUCGUCCAUCCAGACCACCGAUGAGAAAAGUAACAGUGACCAGAUGACAUUGCCUUCUCUUCGGCUACAGCAGCCGUUUUGACAACAUCAUUUGAAAAAUAACACUACGAAACUUUAAUAGCUUUUAAAGUGAAAAUGCAGAGUAUGCUUAUAUGAUUGUUUCUCUAUGUAAACGUAUGCUAUACAGACGUCUUUGACCUUUGUGUCAAAGAUGUUUGUAGUGAAAAGUGCUUUAUAAAAAAUACUUGGCGCCGCAUCUCGUUGCAGGUUGUGAAUGGGGAAAAAAAAACAAACUUCAGUCAAUCGUUGCUUGUAUUAGCUUAAUGCUAAUCGAUUAAGUAAAGUUAUGACAUCUCUUAUAAAUGUAGAUCAAGUGGGGUUUAUUCAGGUCUUAGCUAUUUUUAUAACAUUAGGCGUUUCAUUAAUAUCAUGUGGUCAGUGGCGAAUGAUCAGACUCCGAUUUCACUUGACACCGAAAAGGCGUUUGAUAUGGUAGAAUGGGAUUAUCUUUUUAAGAUUUUGGAAAUAUAUGAGUUUGGGAGUAUGUUUAUUGGUUGGAUCAAGUUACUUUAUAGACACCCUGUAGCAGCAGUACAAACAAAUGGAUUAAUUUCAGAUUUUUUUACUCUGGAUAGGGGCAACCGUCAGGGUUGCCCUCUUUCCCCAUUAUUGUUCUGUCUUGCCCUGGAACCAUUAGCAGCCACAAUAAGAAAGGAGGAUGAUUUUCCAGGGGUGAUGGUGGGAGGUGUGGUGCAUAAGCUUCUGCUUUACGCAGAUUAUAUUUUAUUAUUUGUCUCUGACCCUACUAGAUCAAUGCCUUGCCUACACAGAAUUAUUAAUUCCUGUUCCAAGUUCUCAGGAUACAAAGUCAACUGGUCUGAAACCGAAGCUUUGUCUCUGACAGCAUACUGUCUAGUAACGGCCUUCCAGUGGCCGUUACUGGACAGUGAGAGCAUUGUGAAGUCCUUUAGAAUGGCAUGCGACCCAGUUUUCAUUUUAGUAAGCCGCAUAGGCCGAUUGACAAAGGUGGGCUAGGCCUACCCAAGAUUUUCUUUUAUUAUUAUUAUGCAUUCGGUCUCAGAUAUUUGGCUCAUUGGUCACUUCCACCUGAGAGAGCCCCUCCCUGGUUCUGUAUUGAACAGGAAGUUCUUGCCACUAUUUUGCCAUUGCAAAGCCUUUCUAUCAAUCUGACUAGAGAACUUAAAUCACACCCGGUUAUUUCACAUUUGCACUUGGUAUGGACCAAGUGCAAAUGUCCAGAGUGUUUAAUUCAGACAUUUAUCUAAAUGUUGCCUUGAGCUUGUGGCUCAACCCCAAACUCUGCAUUAAUAAGUCCCCUUUAUGUUGGUCAGAGUGGAUUGUGAGGGAGGUUAAUACACUCAGUGACCUAUAUGAGAGUGGAGUGUUGAGAUCCUUUGAAAAUUUGGUUAGACAUUUUGGUAUCCCCAGAUCUCUGUUUUUCAUGUAUCUACAGCUGGACCACUUGCUCUGUACUAGUUUUGGGAAUAGCAUACACCGCCCUUAAGCAUAGAUACUGAUUACUGCUUUUGGAAAAGGUCAUGAUGCAUCAGUGUAUUACUCCUUGUUAAUUCAGAGUCUGGGGGAUGGAGCCUCAACCACUCUCAAAAGAUUAUGUGAGAAAGAUUUAAACUUGGAAUUAGAGGAGGGAAAAUGGGUAAGGAUUCUAAAAAACAUAAAAACUGCAUCUAGUCUAGUCUUGGUCUUAAAGACUCACCCACCUGCUGGUGAUGCCAAUCAGAGGACGAAGAUAUAACCCAUGUCUUUUGGGGGUGUGUUGAGAUACAGAAGUUUUGGCUAAAGGUUCAGAUUUUGGUGGCACUCGGUAUCAUUUUUCCCCAGACUCUGUAUCUUGGGCGAUGGGGCGGUCAUCGACAUUGAAAGUAGACACAUAACAAGUUGGGUCUUAACCAGUGUCAUGGUCGCCAGGCAGAUUAAGGGGCUGGAGCACCCUCUUUUCAUGAGUAGUGCUCGGAGAUGGGAAGGGUGGCGGCCUUUGAGGAAGGGGCAUUUAGAAGAAUGGGGAGGUACAACAUGUUCAUUGAGAAAUGGGGCUGGUAUUUGUCUUUUAUGGGCCUGUGAUUAUUAUUAUUAUAUUUUUUUAUUUGUUUAUUUAUCUAUUUAUUUUUUGUGCAUGUGUGCAUCUAUAUCAUUUGA